Helicoverpa zea (corn earworm) is the source of this 2647-nucleotide messenger RNA. It is a transcript of the gene jet, whose product is annotated as F-box/LRR-repeat protein 15. The record is from RefSeq and is a predicted model, not a curated record. NCBI's taxonomy places the organism in Eukaryota, Metazoa, Arthropoda, Insecta, Lepidoptera, Noctuidae. Bases 103 to 921 code for a protein of 272 amino acids. The transcript has 4 exons. Gene Ontology annotation, cellular component: SCF ubiquitin ligase complex. Gene Ontology annotation, biological process: SCF-dependent proteasomal ubiquitin-dependent protein catabolic process. Gene Ontology annotation, molecular function: protein binding.
UUAUGCCAAGUUUGUGUUUGAUUGAUCGUCAGCUGAAGUCUGUGUUAUUGACGAAAUUACGACUUCUUUUAAAAUCAAUUUUCACAAAAAAACAAAACAAACAUGAAGAGGAAAACACAAUUGUUUGAUCUAUAUUGGGAAGACAUAUUAGUAUCAAAGGUUUUACCAAAUUUAAGCCUUAAAGACUGUUUCAAUUUUCGUUGUGUUUCAAAAACCUGCUUGCAAAUCAUAAAUAUGUACUUUGCUAAACUAAAAUCGUUGAAACUGAUGAACAAGGGAUUUUCGCCGCACACGUUUAAUGUGCUCUCAACUACUUGUACUAGACUGACUGUGUUGAAUUUGAGUCGAUGCGGAUCUAUCACAGACAAUGAUUUAAUGCCAAUGUUAAUGAGGAACCAGAAAUUAGUUCACUUAAACUUGAGUCAGUGCAAGAACUUGUCUGCAAAAUGUCUCCAGCCAGUCAUACUGUACUGUAAUAACUUGCUAACAUUAAAAUUGGCGCGAUGUGCGUGGCUGACGACAGGGGCCAUGGAGGCGCUCGCUCUACACCAGUGCUCCCUGGAGGACGUAGACCUUUCCUACUGCAUUUCAAUCUCAGAGAGCUGCAUUUUGAUAUUUGUGAAGAAGUUCCGACAUUUGAAAACUUUAAACCUAGAGGGGAACAAGCAGGUUUCGGACAAGUGCCUGUAUGCGCUUGCCAAGUACAGCACAUCAUUGAAGCUUCUAAAUCUUAGUGGAUGUACAGAAAUCUCAGAUAAAGGUGUAAAGGCCCUAGCAAAUCACAGUCCGAAACUAGAAGGACUGCUAGUCCGAGGCUGCAUGAAAGUGACAGAAAACAGUCUCAAGCUGAUGCGGAAUAGGGUGCACCUGGACCGCAAGCCAACAGCCCCCGUACCUGUACCCAUCUAUGUACAGGUGUGACUUAUAGCUCCUACUAGUAAUAUAUUAUGUAGUACAUAAAUCUCAAUACAUAGAAUUGGGAUUUUGUAUUUGCCAUAAGCAAUAUGCAUUCUCUAUGACAAAUAUUUAAUGGAGUAGUGUAAUCUUUUAACUAUGGGGACUUUUUCACCUGCAAAUUGGUACUUAUUUACUUAUUUUUUUUACUAAUAUCUUCAUCUAUCCCAAAACACUAUGAGACCUGAUUUGAAAGCCAAAUUACUCUAAAAAGUACUCUUAAAAAGAAUGUGUUCAAAUAUUAAAUUAUUUUUAUAGAAAAUCUUAUAUCUGUUUUGUUUUAAUUUGUAUAGUAGCACAAUCAUUGGAAUAAAUGUGAUGAGUUUGACUUAUUUUAAAAGUAUUUUAACCUGUAAGAUAAAUUCAAAAAAAUAUAUGUGAUUUUUUUAUAAAGGAGAACCUCCUGGAUUUUUCAACUUGCCCCAGGAAUAUCAAAUCAAUGACAUAAUAAUUAUACAGCAUUUUUUAUGUAAUAAAUAUUUGAAGAUGUAAAGAUAUGGAAUGCCAGCAUAAAAUAUAUACUGUGAUGAUUUUCGAUAACUAGUUAAUAGAACAGAAUGUCUGUAAAAGUUAUGAAUGUAAUAUUCAAAUGUACAUAAAACUUCUGUGGUCUUACUAAAAAAACUUAAACAUGUGUCAAGGACUUGUCAGACUUGUCUAAAAAAAUGUGGCUACAAAAUGGACCUUAUUUCAACGUCAUAAUCUGACAUUUUUUAGACCAGUCUUAAACUGAUGUUUAAAAGUUUUUGUGGUAAGACAACUGGAGUUUUUCAUUUUAAAUGUAUAACUUUUAGUCAUUUGAAAAUGUGGUGGUUGUAAAUCUUCUCAGAGGAAGAUGGACAAAAUGAUUCUGUGAUUAUUUAAACUUGUAUUGUGUGCAAUAUAAGCUUUGAGUAUUAAAAUUUUGUACUCAAAGUUUGUGGGUGAUGUUUGAUAGGCUUAUCUAGUAGUUUAUUGUUGUGUAGAAUGUUUGCCCAUGCAAAACAAGUUAUGUGUUAGAAAAUUAUAUAAACAUAAAUUUAAUUUAGGUAAUAAUGCGGAUUAGUCAUGGAACAUCAGUGUUCAUUAUUUAUAUUUAUAAUAACUAAUAUUUGUUAUUACGAUACGUUGUUACGACUGCAAAUACUGCUGCUGCUGCUUCGAUCCAAAAUGAUUUCAUGUAAGUGCAUAUGUGGUGCCGCUGCGGCACGUGCAAUCGGCAGGUCGCAUCCAAAACGUAUUCUGUCAAAUGCUAUAUCUGUGAUUCUUCCAAAUUCAGAUGAUUUUCAUAUAAAGAUAUUUUCAUGUAAGUACAUAGAGCAUGUCGACCAUGCUAAAAUCUACCUAGAAGAAUGGCUUGUACUUUUAUAUUUUAUAGUCGCCAUACAACACGCAGUUUCGUCCCUGAAACUAUUCAUUCAGAAUUUCAAAUUCAAAUGGACCACGUUUUACCAAAAUUAUGAUGAACUCAAAAUGUAAAGAUAUUAUUAUUUUAUAGUUGAUAAGUAAAUGACAAAUUUUAAUGUUAUUAGAUAUUACAAAUUGAAUUCUAGUGGAGUAUUUAUUCUCUAAUUUGAAAAAACUUUGUUGCCAUACUGAAAAUAAUAAAUAAUUGUAUAUAAUAUAUACAAUUUUUCUUGUAUUUAUAAAUAUAUUUGAUUGUUGAAUGUGUAUGUUGAAAACUUAUAUCCUAAUAAACUGGACAACCAAUAAA